AUGUCAGCGACCAGCUCAAGAGGCAGGGUGCGUCCGUACCCAACACGAGGCCCGGCAAAGCAACAGCCGCACUCAUCACCAAGGUCCUCACCCGCAUUUCGGUGCUCGGGUCGGCGUUUCUCGGCACGAUGGCAGCAGCGCCGGCUCUUGUGGAAGGAAUCACUCACCUCACGGCCUUCCGGGGGUUUUGCUGGAACGUCCAUCCUCAUUUUAGUCGGAUGCGCUACCGAUACAGCCAGGAAGGUGCAGGCGGAGCUGGUUUCGCAGAAGUAUAGGACGAUUGAGCUGGAUGAUAUCAGUGCGGGUGGUGGAGGGAUUCCGCCUCCUAGGUGGAUUCUAGGUGCGGCGGAUCCCUCCCGCACUGUGGGAGGGCCCUUAUUCCUCCCUCCAGCAGGGACGACAGGCUCCAGCGUAGCAGCGCCUACCCGCCGCCGCUCCACCCGCCGUGACGGCGCCCACCGCGCUCACCAGGUAGCGCCGCGCGCGCUGCUGGCCGCGCGGACAGCACCGGCGAGCAUGCUGCACGCGGAGCAGGUCAGCGCGCCGUUCCCCCCCUUUUCCCAUGCCUUUCCGCCUUGCGCAUGCAUGUCCGCCUUUCCCCUGCCUUUCCGCCUUGCCCAUGCAUUUCCGCCUUCCCCAUGCCUUUCCGCCUUCCCCAUGCCUUUCCGCCUUGCGCAUGCCUUUCCGCCUUGCGCAUGCCUUUCCGCCUUGCGCAUGCCUUUCCGCCUUUCCCAUGCAUUCCCGCCUUGCGCAUGCCUUUCCCCCUCUGCUCAUGCCGUUCUCCCUGCCCAUGCCUUUCCCCCUCUGCUCAUGCCGUUCUCCCUGCCCAUGCCUUUCCCCCUCUGCUCAUGCGUUGCCCCCUUUGCCCAUGCUUUGCCCCGUUUGCUCGUGCCGUCCGUUCCGCCAUGUCAGGGAGAUGGCGGGGGAGGGAGUCGCCACCUCCAUCGAGCUCACCAACUGCCGGCCACGACAUGGGGGGGGGGACUUGGGGGACUUGGGGGGGCGAGGGAAAAAAAAAAGACUAAACCGAAUUCCCUCUUCCUUUUUUCCUCCCCUGCUUCAAUCUCUCCCUCAUCCCUCCUCCCCGCCUUCCCACUAUAUCUCUCUGCCUUUCUCUGCCUUGUUCUCCCUCCUCUUUCUCCCCCCUCUGCCUCCCGUUUCCACCUCUCCCCUGACCUGACCCGCACCACCUUUCCAGUGGAGGACAGCAAGAUCGACAUCGGCGACUUUUUCAAGGGCGAUUUACCCAAGAAAUUCCUCAUGCUCCUGGGUCUGCUCGCGCUAUCCCGCGUGGGAAUCUACAUUCCCCUGUGGGGCGUCGAUAUCUCCGCCUUCCAGGAGCAACUGGGGGAGGGCUCAUUCCUGGCCACCCUAGACACGCUCUCAGGGGGCGGGAUUGGACGGCUGGGAUUGUUUUCGCUGGGCAUCGUGCCGUAUAUCAACGCUCAGAUCGUGUUCCAGCUGCUGGGGACGCUGUACCCUAAGAUUGGGGAUCUGCAGAAGAAGGAGGGGGAGGGCGGGGAGGAAGAAAGCGCAGCAGUACAUGAAGUAUAUGGCUGUGGCGUUCGGUGCCCUGCAGGUUUCUUCUACCUCCCCGCCAACGUGGCACUCAUUGCCUUCUUCAACUACUUCUACACCUUCCUGCAACUCGACCCUGCUGAUGUCAGCGACCAGCUCAAGAGGCAGGGUGCGUCCGUACCCAACACGAGGCCCGGCAAAGCAACAGCCGCACUCAUCACCAAGGUCCUCACCCGCAUUUCGGUGCUCGGGUCGGCGUUUCUCGGCACGAUGGCAGCAGCGCCGGCUCUUGUGGAAGGAAUCACUCACCUCACGGCCUUCCGGGGGUUUGCUGGAACGUCCAUCCUCAUUUUAGUCGGAUGCGCUACCGAUACAGCCAGGAAGGUGCAGGCGGAGCUGGUUUCGCAGAAGUAUAGGACGAUUGAGCUGGAUGAUAUCAGUGCGGGUGGUGGAGGGAUUCCGCCUCCUAGGUGGAUUCUAGGGACGACAGGCUCCAGCGUAGCAGCGCCUACCCGCCGCCGCUCCACCCGCCGUGACGGCGCCCACCGCGCUCACCAGGUAGCGCCGCGCGCGCUGCUGGCCGCGCGGACAGCACCGGCGAGCAUGCUGCACGCGGAGCAGGUCAGCGCGCCGUUCCCCCCUUUUCCCAUGCCUUUCCGCCUUGCGCAUGCAUGUCCGCCUUUCCCCUGCCUUUCCGCCUUGCCCAUGCAUUUCCGCCUUCCCCAUGCCUUUCCGCCUUCCCCAUGCCUUUCCGCCUUGCGCAUGCCUUUCCGCCUUGCGCAUGCCUUUCCGCCUUGCGCAUGCCUUUCCGCCUUUCCCAUGCAUUCCCGCCUUGCGCAUGCCUUUCCCCCUCUGCUCAUGCCGUUCUCCCUGCCCAUGCCUUUCCCCCUCUGCUCAUGCCGUUCUCCCUGCCCAUGCCUUUCCCCCUCUGCUCAUGCGUUGCCCCCUUUGCCCAUGCUUUGCCCCGUUUGCUCGUGCCGUCCGUUCCGCCAUGUCAGGGAGAUGGCGGGGGAGGGAGUCGCCACCUCCAUCGAGCUCACCAACUGCCGGCCACGACAUGGGGGGGGGGGACUUGGGGGACUUGGGGGGGCGAGGGAAAAAAAAAAGACUAAACCGAAUUCCCUCUUCCUUUUUUCCUCCCCUGCUUCAAUCUCUCCCUCAUCCCUCCUCCCCGCCUUCCCACUAUAUCUCUCUGCCUUUCUCUGCCUUGUUCUCCCUCCUCUUUCUCCCCCCUCUGCCUCCCGUUUCCACCUCUCCCCUGACCUGACCCGCACCACCUUUCCAGUGGAGGACAGCAAGAUCGACAUCGGCGACUUUUUCAAGGGCGAUUUACCCAAGAAAUUCCUCAUGCUCCUGGGUCUGCUCGCGCUAUCCCGCGUGGGAAUCUACAUUCCCCUGUGGGGCGUCGAUAUCUCCGCCUUCCAGGAGCAACUGGGGGAGGGCUCAUUCCUGGCCACCCUAGACACGCUCUCAGGGGGCGGGAUUGGACGGCUGGGAUUGUUUUCGCUGGGCAUCGUGCCGUAUAUCAACGCUCAGAUCGUGUUCCAGCUGCUGGGGACGCUGUACCCUAAGAUUGGGGAUCUGCAGAAGAAGGAGGGGGAGGCGGGGAGGAAGAAAGCGCAGCAGUACAUGAAGUAUAUGGCUGUGGCGUUCGGUGCCCUGCAGGAAGCAGAGCGGCGUUUCUUCUACCUCCCCGCCAACGUGGCACUCAUUGCCUUCUUCAACUACUUCUACACCUUCCUGCAACUCGACCCUGCUGAUGUCAGCGACCAGCUCAAGAGGCAGGGUGCGUCCGUACCCAACACGAGGCCCGGCAAAGCAACAGCCGCACUCAUCACCAAGGUCCUCACCCGCAUUUCGGUGCUCGGGUCGGCGUUUCUCGGCACGAUGGCAGCAGCGCCGGCUCUUGUGGAAGGAAUCACUCACCUCACGGCCUUCCGGGGGUUUGCUGGAACGUCCAUCCUCAUUUUAGUCGGAUGCGCUACCGAUACAGCCAGGAAGGUGCAGGCGGAGCUGGUUUCGCAGAAGUAUAGGACGAUUGAGCUGGAUGAUAUCAGUGCGGGUGGUGGAGGGAUUCCGCCUCCUAGGUGGAUUCUAGGGACGACAGGCUCCAGCGUAGCAGCGCCUACCCGCCGCCGCUCCACCCGCCGUGACGGCGCCCACCGCGCUCACCAGGUAGCGCCGCGCGCGCUGCUGGCCGCGCGGACAGCACCGGCGAGCAUGCUGCACGCGGAGCAGGUCAGCGCGCCGUUCCCCCCUUUUCCCAUGCCUUUCCGCCUUGCGCAUGCAUGUCCGCCUUUCCCCUGCCUUUCCGCCUUGCCCAUGCAUUUCCGCCUUCCCCAUGCCUUUCCGCCUUCCCCAUGCCUUUCCGCCUUGCGCAUGCCUUUCCGCCUUGCGCAUGCCUUUCCGCCUUGCGCAUGCCUUUCCGCCUUUCCCAUGCAUUCCCGCCUUGCGCAUGCCUUUCCCCCUCUGCUCAUGCCGUUCUCCCUGCCCAUGCCUUUCCCCCUCUGCUCAUGCCGUUCUCCCUGCCCAUGCCUUUCCCCCUCUGCUCAUGCGUUGCCCCCUUUGCCCAUGCUUUGCCCCGUUUGCUCGUGCCGUCCGUUCCGCCAUGUCAGGGAGAUGGCGGGGGAGGGAGUCGCCACCUCCAUCGAGCUCACCAACUGCCGGCCACGACAUGGUAUUGAGGCCCGGGGCAGAGAUGGGGGGGGGGACUUGGGGGACUUGGGGGGGCGAGGGAAAAAAAAAAAGACUAAACCGAAUUCCCUCUUCCUUUUUUCCUCCCCUGCUUCAAUCUCUCCCUCAUCCCUCCUCCCCGCCUUCCCACUAUAUCUCUCUGCCUUUCUCUGCCUUGUUCUCCCUCCUCUUUCUCCCCCCUCUGCCUCCCGUUUCCACCUCUCCCCUGACCUGACCCGCACCACCUUUCCAGUGGAGGACAGCAAGAUCGACAUCGGCGACUUUUUCAAGGGCGAUUUACCCAAGAAAUUCCUCAUGCUCCUGGGUCUGCUCGCGCUAUCCCGCGUGGGAAUCUACAUUCCCCUGUGGGGCGUCGAUAUCUCCGCCUUCCAGGAGCAACUGGGGGAGGGCUCAUUCCUGGCCACCCUAGACACGCUCUCAGGGGGCGGGAUUGGACGGCUGGGAUUGUUUUCGCUGGGCAUCGUGCCGUAUAUCAACGCUCAGAUCGUGUUCCAGCUGCUGGGGACGCUGUACCCUAAGAUUGGGGAUCUGCAGAAGAAGGAGGGGGAGGCGGGGAGGAAGAAAGCGCAGCAGUACAUGAAGUAUAUGGCUGUGGCGUUCGGUGCCCUGCAGGAAGCAGAGCGGCGUUUCUUCUACCUCCCCGCCAACGUGGCACUCAUUGCCUUCUUCAACUACUUCUACACCUUCCUGCAACUCGACCCUGCUGAUGUCAGCGACCAGCUCAAGAGGCAGGGUGCGUCCGUACCCAACACGAGGCCCGGCAAAGCAACAGCCGCACUCAUCACCAAGGUCCUCACCCGCAUUUCGGUGCUCGGGUCGGCGUUUCUCGGCACGAUGGCAGCAGCGCCGGCUCUUGUGGAAGGAAUCACUCACCUCACGGCCUUCCGGGGGUUUGCUGGAACGUCCAUCCUCAUUUUAGUCGGAUGCGCUACCGAUACAGCCAGGAAGGUGCAGGCGGAGCUGGUUUCGCAGAAGUAUAGGACGAUUGAGCUGGAUGAUAUCAGUGCGGGUGGUGGAGGGAUUCCGCCUCCUAGGUGGAUUCUAGGGACGACAGGCUCCAGCGUAGCAGCGCCUACCCGCCGCCGCUCCACCCGCCGUGACGGCGCCCACCGCGCUCACCAGGUAGCGCCGCGCGCGCUGCUGGCCGCGCGGACAGCACCGGCGAGCAUGCUGCACGCGGAGCAGGUCAGCGCGCCGUUCCCCCCUUUUCCCAUGCCUUUCCGCCUUGCGCAUGCAUGUCCGCCUUUCCCCUGCCUUUCCGCCUUGCCCAUGCAUUUCCGCCUUCCCCAUGCCUUUCCGCCUUCCCCAUGCCUUUCCGCCUUGCGCAUGCCUUUCCGCCUUGCGCAUGCCUUUCCGCCUUGCGCAUGCCUUUCCGCCUUUCCCAUGCAUUCCCGCCUUGCGCAUGCCUUUCCCCCUCUGCUCAUGCCGUUCUCCCUGCCCAUGCCUUUCCCCCUCUGCUCAUGCCGUUCUCCCUGCCCAUGCCUUUCCCCCUCUGCUCAUGCGUUGCCCCCUUUGCCCAUGCUUUGCCCCGUUUGCUCGUGCCGUCCGUUCCGCCAUGUCAGGGAGAUGGCGGGGGAGGGAGUCGCCACCUCCAUCGAGCUCACCAACUGCCGGCCACGACAUGGGGGGGGGGGACUUGGGGGACUUGGGGGGGCGAGGGAAAAAAAAAAGACUAAACCGAAUUCCCUCUUCCUUUUUUCCUCCCCUGCUUCAAUCUCUCCCUCAUCCCUCCUCCCCGCCUUCCCACUAUAUCUCUCUGCCUUUCUCUGCCUUGUUCUCCCUCCUCUUUCUCCCCCCUCUGCCUCCCGUUUCCACCUCUCCCCUGACCUGACCCGCACCACCUUUCCAGUGGAGGACAGCAAGAUCGACAUCGGCGACUUUUUCAAGGGCGAUUUACCCAAGAAAUUCCUCAUGCUCCUGGGUCUGCUCGCGCUAUCCCGCGUGGGAAUCUACAUUCCCCUGUGGGGCGUCGAUAUCUCCGCCUUCCAGGAGCAACUGGGGGAGGGCUCAUUCCUGGCCACCCUAGACACGCUCUCAGGGGGCGGGAUUGGACGGCUGGGAUUGUUUUCGCUGGGCAUCGUGCCGUAUAUCAACGCUCAGAUCGUGUUCCAGCUGCUGGGGACGCUGUACCCUAAGAUUGGGGAUCUGCAGAAGAAGGAGGGGGAGGCGGGGAGGAAGAAAGCGCAGCAGUACAUGAAGUAUAUGGCUGUGGCGUUCGGUGCCCUGCAGGAAGCAGAGCGGCGUUUCUUCUACCUCCCCGCCAACGUGGCACUCAUUGCCUUCUUCAACUACUUCUACACCUUCCUGCAACUCGACCCUGCUGAUGUCAGCGACCAGCUCAAGAGGCAGGGUGCGUCCGUACCCAACACGAGGCCCGGCAAAGCAACAGCCGCACUCAUCACCAAGGUCCUCACCCGCAUUUCGGUGCUCGGGUCGGCGUUUCUCGGCACGAUGGCAGCAGCGCCGGCUCUUGUGGAAGGAAUCACUCACCUCACGGCCUUCCGGGGGUUUGCUGGAACGUCCAUCCUCAUUUUAGUCGGAUGCGCUACCGAUACAGCCAGGAAGGUGCAGGCGGAGCUGGUUUCGCAGAAGUAUAGGACGAUUGAGCUGGAUGAUAUCAGUGCGGGUGGUGGAGGGAUUCCGCCUCCUAGGUGGAUUCUAGGGACGACAGGCUCCAGCGUAGCAGCGCCUACCCGCCGCCGCUCCACCCGCCGUGACGGCGCCCACCGCGCUCACCAGGUAGCGCCGCGCGCGCUGCUGGCCGCGCGGACAGCACCGGCGAGCAUGCUGCACGCGGAGCAGGUCAGCGCGCCGUUCCCCCCUUUUCCCAUGCCUUUCCGCCUUGCGCAUGCAUGUCCGCCUUUCCCCUGCCUUUCCGCCUUGCCCAUGCAUUUCCGCCUUCCCCAUGCCUUUCCGCCUUCCCCAUGCCUUUCCGCCUUGCGCAUGCCUUUCCGCCUUGCGCAUGCCUUUCCGCCUUGCGCAUGCCUUUCCGCCUUUCCCAUGCAUUCCCGCCUUGCGCAUGCCUUUCCCCCUCUGCUCAUGCCGUUCUCCCUGCCCAUGCCUUUCCCCCUCUGCUCAUGCCGUUCUCCCUGCCCAUGCCUUUCCCCCUCUGCUCAUGCGUUGCCCCCUUUGCCCAUGCUUUGCCCCGUUUGCUCGUGCCGUCCGUUCCGCCAUGUCAGGGAGAUGGCGGGGGAGGGAGUCGCCACCUCCAUCGAGCUCACCAACUGCCGGCCACGACAUGGGGGGGGGGGACUUGGGGGACUUGGGGGGGCGAGGGAAAAAAAAAAGACUAAACCGAAUUCCCUCUUCCUUUUUUCCUCCCCUGCUUCAAUCUCUCCCUCAUCCCUCCUCCCCGCCUUCCCACUAUAUCUCUCUGCCUUUCUCUGCCUUGUUCUCCCUCCUCUUUCUCCCCCCUCUGCCUCCCGUUUCCACCUCUCCCCUGACCUGACCCGCACCACCUUUCCAGUGGAGGACAGCAAGAUCGACAUCGGCGACUUUUUCAAGGGCGAUUUACCCAAGAAAUUCCUCAUGCUCCUGGGUCUGCUCGCGCUAUCCCGCGUGGGAAUCUACAUUCCCCUGUGGGGCGUCGAUAUCUCCGCCUUCCAGGAGCAACUGGGGGAGGGCUCAUUCCUGGCCACCCUAGACACGCUCUCAGGGGGCGGGAUUGGACGGCUGGGAUUGUUUUCGCUGGGCAUCGUGCCGUAUAUCAACGCUCAGAUCGUGUUCCAGCUGCUGGGGACGCUGUACCCUAAGAUUGGGGAUCUGCAGAAGAAGGAGGGGGAGGCGGGGAGGAAGAAAGCGCAGCAGUACAUGAAGUAUAUGGCUGUGGCGUUCGGUGCCCUGCAGGCUAUCGGACAGGUGGCAUAUCUACAGCAGUACGCCUACGACCCGUCGGUCGCCUGGGCAGUCUCCGCCGUCUCGGGCCUCACUUUGGGAUCCGUGGCAGUCAUCCUGCUGGGAGACAAGAUCACUGAUCUCAAGCUCGGCAACGGCACCUCUCUGCUCAUCUUCACCAAUAUCGUUUCCUACCUGCCGGCGUCCAUUGGGAGGACGAUCACAGAGGCUUCUGAACAAGGGAAUGUGACCGGAGAGGCGCUGCUGCUCGCGUCCUUCCUGCUGCUCGUGUUCGGCAUCGUCUACGUGCAGGAGGCAGAGCGGCGUAUUCCAAUCAACUAUGCGUCUCGGUACAACAUCAAGACGCGGAAUGCGUACCUGCCAUUCAAG
Molecule: messenger RNA, 8436 nt
Organism: Closterium sp. Naga37s-1
Lineage: Eukaryota; Viridiplantae; Streptophyta; Zygnematophyceae; Desmidiales; Closteriaceae
Source: the annotation of a GenBank genome assembly